Messenger RNA from Boleophthalmus pectinirostris (great blue-spotted mudskipper), 2267 nucleotides. RefSeq names its product G protein-coupled receptor 84 (gene gpr84). Gene Ontology annotation, molecular function: urotensin II receptor activity. Gene Ontology annotation, cellular component: membrane. The coding region runs from base 170 to 1336 and encodes 388 amino acids. NCBI's taxonomy places the organism in Eukaryota, Metazoa, Chordata, Actinopteri, Gobiiformes, Gobiidae. The record is from RefSeq and is a predicted model, not a curated record. The transcript has 2 exons. Gene Ontology annotation, biological process: neuropeptide signaling pathway.
AGACCUGCCCACAACUCAUGAGGGAGAGAGAGAGAGGUCAUAUAAUAUAAUCUAAUACUGCUACUACAGCAGCUAGUGAUAAUACUAAACAUUACUGCUGAUAGAUACUACUGUCAGGAAGAGAAUCAGACCAGCCUACAGCACAGGCCACCAAGAGAGAGGACAUAAGAUGGACACAUUCAACAGCUCUACCAGUACAAAUUUCAGUAACCAGACGGAUCCGUUCUCCUGUUCCUCCCCUUCUGUUCUGGGAUACCGAUACUUCGCUGUGGUUUGGGGCUGCGCUGUCACCAUCACUGGAACUCUGGGAAACCUCCUCACCGUUUUCGCCUUCUCCUUGGACCCCCGCCUCCGCACACGCUUCAACGUUCUCAUUGUCAACCUGGCCAUAGCGGACCUCCUGUACUGCACGAUCUUGCAGCCAAUAUCAGUUGAUUCUUACUUGCAUCUCCAUUGGCGUACCGGCGAAACUUGGUGCAGGAUGUUUGGGUUCCUCCUCUUCGUCUCCAAUGCUGUUUCCAUCAUCACCCUAUGUCUUCUUGCCAUUGGACGAUAUUUGUUGGUGGCAAAACGACAAACGUUUGACAAAGUUUUCUCCAAACACGGGAUUGUGUUGCUUGUGAUUUUCGCUUGGGCGUUGGGUAUUGGUAGCUUCGCCCCGCUAUGGUCUGUCUACGUUUUUGUACCAAAUGUCUGUACUUGUAGUUUUCAUAGGACCAAAGGGAGACCUUAUACAACAAUUUUGCUGUUUUUCUACUUUUUUGUUGGCCUUGGAUGCGUUGGUAUCUUUUACUUGCUCAUUUACAAGCGUGUGAAGAUAGCAUCACAAGCACUACUUAAGUACAGGCUAAGUCGGAGAUCUUCCAAAAAGAAACCAGUGAUCGUCAGUUCAGGGACAGACAGCGGCGUUGAAAGUGGGGUCGCUAAUAGUUCUACCACGGAAAAUACCACACAGUCUGAAAUAUCUGUUGAAAGUUUGAAAAAUGUAGCUGUUCCAAAUCAGGUUUGCCCUAAACCUAACCAAGAAGCCCAACCACAACCCAAACCAACUUCUACAACUGCAGCAGACGAUGGGGGCGAGUUUAAAAGAGUAACUAGAAUGUGUUUCACGGUUUUUAUCUGUUUUGUCUUGUGUUUUUUCCCUUUUAUUAUUCUAAAUAUUGUGGACAAAAAUAACCGUGCACCUCAAGUGCUCCAUAUGUUCAGUGCUAAUCUGACCUGGUUAAAUAGUUGUAUUAACCCAGUGCUGUACGCUAUCAUGAACAGGCAGUUUAGACAGGCGUACCACGUUCUGAUGAGCAAGCUUACGGCGCCAUUCAAAUGUAUGUGUAAAUAAGGGGCAGGAAUACAUCUAUGGCAAAAUGUUCAGCAGUUACCAUGGUGAAACAAUGUAGACAUUAGCAAACACUGUCAAAAAAAAAUUUAAGGUACAAAUUGGAUUCAAACAACCACUUUCAGGAACCUGUGAUCUAGAUGAGCGUUCAUGGUCACAUGUAGGUAUGUGAUUUUCAAAAAGUUGAGAGUUAUGCUGAGUUCAACAUCAGAUGCACUUUUCAGUAGUCAAGUUGGAAAAACAAUGACCAGAAUAUUACAGUAACGAUUCAAUUAAGUAAUAACUACUACGAAAGUGCUUAAAUUGGUCAAAAUGAGGAUGAAGUAAAACAUUUUUUAGCAUAACAGCGCAUUUCUAAUUGUCGAGGCUCAUGGGCUGUGCAGGAGCAGGUUCACAGAAGCAGGUAGAGAGCAGGGAACAAUUGAAGGGAAAAUAAUACAAGUACAAUCCAUAUUUUAACUGUUGGAUAUCAAACUUUAUCCAAACGCAGGGCUUUGCCAUGUUGAACUUUCUAAUUCAGACUCUGAAAUGUUCUCUGAGUUUCCAAGUAGAAAUUACAAGAUCGCUGCAUGUUCCAGUCGCCAUGUACGAGUCAGAACUCACAAAAUCUGACUUACCACUAUCUUGUGACUGUCAUUUUAUGGGAUUUGAUUAACAGCACAAAUCAGAUUACUUGUAGUAGUUACAGUCAAGUCAGUUCUUUUUAGUCAGAUUGUGUUAAAACAAAGCUCAGAUUCAAAUCUAACGUGAGUAACAGAGCUUCAGACAGAGCAGUGCCUACAGUUAGCAUCACACCCCCAUGGGAAUGACAUCAGCUGCAAAGUAUCAAUAACACAAUAUAACAAUUCUGUGAUCUUUAAUAUAUUUAAACAGGCACUAUGUAUCGUUUGGAAGUUAUCUGCCACCAGUUUCAAUAAAGUCCUACAAAAUGUGA